This is a messenger RNA of Tachysurus vachellii, 3236 nucleotides long. RefSeq lists its product as uncharacterized. The transcript is spliced from 17 exons. The coding region runs from base 188 to 2095 and encodes 635 amino acids. The record is from RefSeq and is a predicted model, not a curated record. Lineage: Eukaryota; Metazoa; Chordata; Actinopteri; Siluriformes; Bagridae.
UCCUUUUGAGAAACGUAGUCGUUGCUGCUCGAGGACUUUUAUUUUGAAACACCGCCAUGUUUGAAUCAAUCUGGCGCUGAGUUCAAACACGUCUGUUUACGUCCGUGUGAAACGAGUUAAAAUGGACAGAUUAAAGCAGUGAAUAAAAAAGAAGGGCAAUAAAGUUUGGUUGUAAGUUUGUUUUGAGAUGAUGCUAAGGAGAAGGAGCAGCAGCAGCAGCAGCUCUAAAGUCUCAGCCAGACGCAGGAGCAGCCGUGUGGGAUUUGAUGAGUUUGGCUUCGCCUUCAGUAGGAGGAAAGAGAGGAAACUUCAGCACAGAUCUCAUGAUUACAGCUAUCCUCAGCUGAAUACGGUUAAAGUUAAAGAGCUGUGUGAACUGCUCAGCUACUGGAAUGGAUCCAGUUUCAUUUGUAAAAACCAGAUCGAACGCUAUAUCCGUAUUGGUAUUCCUCCAGCUCUGCGUGGCCGGGUGUGGAAGUGUCUGCUGGACAUCGAGACCGUCCGAGCAGCCAGUGAUUUCAGCUAUAAGGUGUGUCUGAGUGAGAUCAGGAAGCCUCUGGUGGACCUCGGCGUGAGCGAGUACAGCAUCAUUUCAGCCAUCAGCAUUCUGGGAGAGAGAGAGAACCAGCUGGGCUCGGCUGCUGCAGGCUCUCUCUGUGUCGACGUGCCUCUCUUCAGACAGAUCGCUCUGGACCUGCAAAGAUCUUUUCCAACCCACCGCUCUCUGAUGGGAGACACUCCCGAAGCCAUCGAGGGACAGGCCAAGCUUUUCCGAGUGCUCACUGCGUACGCCAGAUAUAACCCUCACAUUGGGUACAGCCAAGGGAUGUCGUAUAUCGCCGCCGUCUUGCUCAUGCUUCUCACUGAGGAGGAAGCUUUCUGGGCUUUGGUGGUGCUGCUUGAAAAACCUAAAUACCUGUCUGAGAUGUUUGACUCCUCACUGAAGAAGAUCCAACAUCAUGCGCUGGUGUUUCAGCAGUUGCUAAAACACAGGAAGCCUCAAGUAUUCCAGCAUCUGGAGAAACUGGGCGUGUCCUCUGUGCAUUUUAUAAUGCAGUGGUUUCUGACUCUCUUUACCUCUCUCCCAUGCUGGGACUCAGUGCUGGCAAUCUGGGAUCUCUUCCUGCUGCACGGCAUGGUGGUGGUGUUUCGUGCUGGUUUAACUAUCCUCCAGCUCCUGGAGUCUCGUCUCAUGAGUAUGGUGGAGGAGGCGGCUGUGCUGCCUGUUCUGCUGCGUGUUCCUGUAGAUGUAUCUCACUACAGUGUCCUGAUUCCAGCUUUAUGGAGUACUGAGGUGCAGGAGUGGGAGAUCAACUGCAUGAACAGUCUCAUCCUUGAGGAGACUGAUGAGGGUCAUGAUACAGACGAAGUCGACAACAACGGUCCCGUUCCUCUGAGCUGUGAAGAACCGAGCGAGCGAAGCGCUGAUGAGAACAGGACUGAACCUUCUGAAAAAGAGGCUGUAGGUACAAGUGGGAGGAAUGUGUUCUCACGCAUGCUGAAAGCAGCACAGCGCUACCUGGCAGACACGAGCAAGCAGAACAAGACAAUUUCCUCUCCUGGUAAAAGCAGCCAAGGUUCAGCUCUGGUGCCAAAGAGGAGAUCGUCUGCUUCCUUCAGCCUGACCCAGAGAAAGAAGGGCCAAAGCAGACAAUCCCAGAACGCAUCUUUGCCUAGAAAGGGACCAUUUACCCUUCAGGAUGGUGAUGGAGGUGCCACAGAGAACAGUUCCUCGAUGCCCCUCCGGAGGCUGCGUUCGGGUCCCGUGGGUCGUGUUGCACGCAGACGCAGCGUCGUCCAAUCCACCCGGGUCCGAUCUCUCCUGCAUCGGACUCCCAGAUGUACGGCCCAGAGUGCCAUCGUGGCCGGUGUGGAGCUCCGGGAAGCCUCACACAGGUCUCCAGUCACAUUCAGGUUCUGGCUCGGCGGAAAUCCAGAGAGCUUCAUACUAAACUUAAGUGGUGGGAGGAAACCGGAGAACUCAGAUGGAACACACAUGGACAUGAGGAGAAGACGUAAUCCUCCAGAGAGAGGGUCUGACUGGAUCUGUGAGGCAGCCCAACUGCACUUCCUCACAAGAUGCACUCUUUUAUAAAGAACAAAUAAAAACCUGCAGACAAUUUAAUCAAGGCCAACGACCUAAAGAAAAGAAAGCCCCUAAAAUCUGGUGUAUAAAACUGAACUAAGUGCUUGCCAUGGCACGUAACGGUCUUCUCUCGAUCUUUCCACGAUAGCUUAUACUGAAUUGUGCUGAAAUAACACGAGUGUGUGUUUCCACUAGCCCUCAUUUACACACACACACCACAAUUACUUCCCUGGCUUUAUUCUGGAAUUUUAGCUUUCCUUUCCCACAUUAACACUCGGCUCGGCACAUACACCGACCUCUCAAUCGCACACGAAGAACUGCACGGCUUCGACAGGAUUAAGUCAACUUAUCUACCACCAGAAACCCUCCAAAAAAAAAUAAAACCUGGCCGGUUUAAAAUCCGACCCCGAGUACACGCUGAUAAUAUCUACCUGUUGAUGUGGUGUGUAAACAGUCCCACUGAGAGAGAAAAAUUUAAAUGCCACAUGGUUUUAAAGCAAAGGUCAAAAUCUAAAAGCAGAUGGUGGUGUGAACAAUUCCCCUGUUAACGUCUCCACUCCCACUGCAGGUGUUUCCCUCCGAGCGGGACUGAGGGGUGCGGCCUGCUUUCUCCCUGCCAGAUAAAGCCCUUUACACUAACACACACACACACAUUUUGCAUCUGAUUAGUGCUAAGCAGCUGUCCUUUGUGAGCGCUGGAGCCUGUAACAUGACGACUCCCCUCCGUCCGCGGGCCGUGUUUAUAAAGCCAGAUGGCAUGAAACCGUGAAGGAAAAGUCCUCAGCGAUCCAGAGAAAUCUGAAAAACCCGAUCGAUACACACGCUUUCUAACGAACACAUGGGAGCAAUCCGGACACCACUGGCAACACUUUCUUUGUGCGUGUGUGUGUGUGUGUGUGUGUGUGUGUGUGUAAUAAAUGAAAUGAGAACCAAACAAGAUGUUAGGUGACGUUUACACUAGUGAGCAAGCGACAGGAAAGUGUUUGUCUGUGUGUGAAAAAAAACACAAUAAAUCAUCCUCGGUGUUCCAGAGAAAUCUAAAAGAAAUCGACGUUAUUAAUACGCAAGCUUUUUAACACAUCAGUGCAUCCAGAUUAUAAACGCGCUCCUAUUAUUUUUGUAUCGGACAACCGAUCGCCUAGUAACGGGU